UCGUUUCGCUGCAUCUUUACAGACCAGAAAUUCAUCAAUUCAUCAUGGCUCCAACAGCUCAAGUUGCUAAGAAAGGCUCCAAGAAGGCAGUCAAGGCCCCUCGGCCCAGCGGUGGCAAGAAGAGGAACAGGAAAAGGAAGGAGAGUUAUGGAAUCUACAUCUACAAAGUCCUCAAGCAGGUUCAUCCAGAUACCGGCAUCUCCAGUCGGGCCAUGGUCAUCAUGAACAGCUUCGUCAACGACAUCUUCGAGCGAAUUGCCGGCGAAUCUUCCCGCCUCGCUCAGUACAACUAG
Molecule: messenger RNA, 293 nt
Organism: Strongylocentrotus purpuratus (purple sea urchin)
Lineage: Eukaryota; Metazoa; Echinodermata; Echinoidea; Camarodonta; Strongylocentrotidae
Product: histone H2B.2, embryonic-like
Exons: 1
Coding region: 45-293 (82 amino acids)
Biological process (GO): nucleosome assembly
Cellular component (GO): nucleosome
Molecular function (GO): structural constituent of chromatin; DNA binding; protein heterodimerization activity
Source: RefSeq, a predicted model, not a curated record